Molecule: messenger RNA, 2853 nt
Organism: Brugia malayi
Lineage: Eukaryota; Metazoa; Nematoda; Chromadorea; Rhabditida; Onchocercidae
Gene: Bma-snx-13
Product: PXA domain containing protein
Exons: 19
Coding region: 1-2853 (950 amino acids)
Biological process (GO): positive regulation of GTPase activity
Cellular component (GO): early endosome
Molecular function (GO): phosphatidylinositol binding
Source: RefSeq, a predicted model, not a curated record
AUGAGUGAAGGUAGCAAACAAAUUGCAAUGUCUUCCGUGUUCUACUUUUUGCUGGGAACGAUACUCUUCCUCACAUCGUUCGGCAUUUUCGGCUUAUGCAUAUUAUUGUCGCUUUUUCUUGGCCUUAUUCUCGGAUUAUUUAUGAGCCCGUUCAGUCGUGGUCAAGAAGUAUCGGAUGAAUAUUUACGUAAAUUGAAUGAAGUCAGCAUGAAAUUCUGUUUCUUAGUUGGACGCCAAGGGUUUCUAGCAAAUCGUGGGCGAUUCUCCAGGAAUGCUUAUGAACAGGAGCAGCCCAUGACGAAUUCAGCUACCAUCGAUGCUAUACUUGAACAAAUGCUAUCUUAUGUAAUACGAGACUUCAUUGAUUCAUGGUAUAGCAGUUUAACACCGGAUCUUCAUUUUAAAGAAAGUUUAAAACGAUGUGCUAGGCGAACUGUUGCUGCUUUCUCUCAGUGUGUUCAGAAGGUGGAUUUUGUUCCUCUUUUAACUCAACACAUUGUCGAUGAUAUUGCUUCGCAUUUCCGUCUAUUUCGAAGAGCCAAGGAACGUGCACAACUUCAUUACGGUGAAAAUUACACAACGGAUGAGUUGGAGACAAUGUUUUUUGAUUUGGAAUUGGAAAUGGAGAAAUGUUACUGCAGGGAUCUUGUUUCUACCUGUUCGCACUAUGAAAAUGCAUAUUUUCAUGACGUCGCCGACAUUCUAUUAUACCUUUUGACACCUGCUGAAGAUUUUCGUUCUCGACCGUUUCGUUUUCUUCUCCGGGAAAUAUAUGUUAAACGUAUGAUGCUACCUCUCUUCGAUAUGCUUAGCGAUCCUGAUUUUAUUAAUCGGAGUAUAAUUUGGUUGCUUAGUGAAACAAAUUUGAAACCAGAAGAUUUCAUCGCAACACUUGAAACUACUGACAGUGUAAAGGCGCUGGAUGCGGUAUUGGAUUCACUUUGUGAGGAAGCAGCACAUCUGCGAACAAAAGAUUCUGGUGGUGAACAAGGAUUUUUGGUGAAGCACCAACUAGCCAGUAUUGAAUAUGCAAUAAAUACUAUAAAGCGACGAAUGGAUGCUCUAGCAGCAGCUGAAGUUGAAAACUGUUUGCAAAAGACAACAAGAAAGCUACCGGUAGCUAAUUCAUCUAUUGUGCAAUUACCAAUUCACGUUGUAUUAUCGAAUAAUACGGCAGUUACGUAUUUCGCUGAUUUCCUUGCAUCUGUUGGUGGACAAGCUUUAAUUGAUUGUUAUUUGGCUGUUGAGGGCUUUAAAGUGUCCGUAGAGCAUCAAUUACGAGGACUUUCUGUAGGUGAAACUCUUGAAAGCGAUGCUUACGAAACAGUUAGGGAGGCUGCUAGUUUCCUUUAUCAACAGUACAUAUCGCAAGAGGCAGUUACACGGGUCUCAUUGGACGAUGUUAUAGUGAAGAAAUUAUUAAUGCGCAUUCGAAAUGAUGAUCCACCUGAUAUGUGGUUCGAACAAGUGCAAGCAAGGAUUGUAGAUAUUUUGCGAACAGAUGAGCGCUUUUACGAUUCUUUCAAAAAAAGUUCGAUAUAUGUAAAAAUGUUAAAUGAGCUUGGGCUGAAUGAGAACAUCAGUUGUCAAAGAGGAAAUUCAGAAUAUACCGCUGAAGAUAAUAUUAAGUCAACUGUUGUACCUACGGCCUCUAAAACUAAGAUUCCAAAUGAUAUCGAUGGGUUAAAAUGUACACACGUAGGAAUGCAUGUUGUCGUUGAAACUCUUGGUAUAGGACAACAAGGGAAGCAGUCUUUCGCUCUUUAUAAUGUACGGGUUGCACGAAUUGAUAGAUCUGGAAAACAGAGUAGCACUUGGAAUGUUCUUCGACGAUACUCUGAUUUUCAUACACUGAAUUCACUCAUACAAUCUCGCUUCCCGAAGCUCAGUAAUUUGUGUUUCCCAGGGAAAAAGACAUUCAAUAAUUUGGACUCACGUUUUCUCGAAAAAAGAACGAAAGCGCUCAACAGCUAUAUGAUGAGUAUCCUACAACCAUCAGUUCUGGAAGCUAAUGCAGAUUUAGAAACACUCAUAUUUGAUUUCCUCAGCAUGAAGGAUUAUAUCGGCGAGAGGGAAGGUUUCCCAAAAAAGGUUAUGAGUGCUGUAUUUGAACCAUUAAAAAGUGGUGUUCGAGCUUUCGGCAAUGCAGUAACAGCUAUGCCUGAUACGGUUUAUGAUGGAGUAACUCGUGUAGGUGAUGGUAUUAAUAAAGCUGCAAAACAAAUCAUCGAUUUUCAACCCACACAGGGUUUAAAUGGUUUGUCAAAUAAAAAGGAUGAUUUGAGUCGUGUAGCGGCUGCUUAUAACGACCAGCAAUGGAUGGAAAGCAUACCCUUACGAGUUCUUGUACUUUUGAUUGGUGAAGUGUUUGGUGUACGUUCUCGAAAUGCUUGGUUUCGAAGAAGGCUGGUAGCUCUAUUAAAUCAAUUUGUUCAUGCAACAAUGGGUUCUUCGCUGAACCGUAAAAUUAUUGAUAUCGUUCAAUGGUUAACGUCAAAGCAGCAAGUUGCUCAAUACCUUGUUGCAUUCAGAAAUACAUUAUGGCCUGAUGGAAAGUUGGCGGAGAGUAGUGUAUGUCGUCCAGAAAGUGAACAAUUGAGAACAUGCGUGUUGGCAAGAGCCCAGAUGCUGAGCGCUUUACCGGACGAGUUACGACUGUUUAUAGGCGCCGAGACAACAAAUAAAGGAAUUGCAAAUGUUUCCGAAGUAUUUCAAAAUAGUCGACUUAAUCGGCGCCUUCUCUAUGUCAUAUUUGAAAGACUUCUUGCAAGUUUCUUUCCAGACAAUCAUUUUGAGAAGAUUUUUCCCCAAUUACAUGCAAAAAGUCCGCGUUCAAAGCCUUUUCAUGCUUAA